Molecule: messenger RNA, 11504 nt
Organism: Amphibalanus amphitrite
Lineage: Eukaryota; Metazoa; Arthropoda; Thecostraca; Balanomorpha; Balanidae
Product: dmX-like protein 2
Exons: 58
Coding region: 212-9610 (3132 amino acids)
Biological process (GO): vacuolar acidification
Cellular component (GO): RAVE complex
Molecular function (GO): protein binding
Source: RefSeq, a predicted model, not a curated record
ACAUAUAACUCGCAUUGAUCUUGGCAUUGAUAUGACCCAAGGACUUGUUUGUUUUCUAUAUUUUUAUGGAAUAGAUAUGCUUGUGGGCAUGUGAAUUGCAUUUAGGUGACUCUGGUGCUGCUAAGGCUUUUCAAUGCGGCAUUCACUCAGCUAAGAUAUAAGCUGUGACUGUGUCAUCGGGAGGCUCACCUGAGCUCCUCAUCGAGCCAGGAUGCGCUGCCACCAGAUUCUCACGGGCGCCUGCAAUGCCAGCACCGACUGCUUCGCCGUGGGCACGGUGUUUGGCGUCCCAUUCACGGUGUACGCCACCGGCUGUGACCUGGUCAUCAUGGACCAGAACUUUGACCGGGUCCAGAUCAUCCCGGGCGUCAACUAUGAUCAGGUGCAGAUCAGCUGCGUCGAUUGCAGCGCCGACUGCGGAAAGAUCGCCGCCGCCUACAGCAACCGGGUGUGCAUCUUCGCGCCGGUACCGUACCGCGCCGGUUUCGGCCACGGCGGCUGCAUCCCCACCAGCUUGCUGCAGGCACGCUGGGAGCUGCAGGACACGAUCCGCGCCAACUGCGCCAUCCACAACCUGUCGUGGAACCUGGAGGGCACGCACCUGCUGACGGGCGGCGACUUCCUCCAGAUGUGGAUCAAAAAGGCCAAACAGGAGGAUCCCGGCGAUGCCCGGCGCGUCAAGUUCGCCGUCGGUGAGGAUGCCGAAGAUACGUCUGACCACGUGUGGGAGUGUCUGUGGCGCGUGCGUACCGCCGAGCCGGUCCACUACAUGGCUUUCUCUCGGGACGGAACACUAUUCGCCACUGCCGGCCUCGGCGACCAGAUCGUCAAGGUCUGGUACGAGAAGAAACAAGCGCACCUGUCGCACCGCUCGGCGUCCAGCUGGGCCGACUGGGAGGCGGUGACGUACGACUUCAUCUACCUGGCGCACCCGCUGCCGGUUACCGGACUGCAGUGGAGACACACCAGCCGCUUCAUGCAUAGGGGCGCCGUGGCCAACAUGCUUGUGACCUCGUGUCGGGACAACAUCUGCCGAGUGUGGGUGGAGACCACCCGCGUACCUGACGACGGCAUGGUGGAUACUGGGUGGCUGUCGGCUACCUCGCACGACAACAUGCACCUGCCAAGGAAGCACAAACAGCACAAGGUGCUGCAGAAAUUCAAACACAUGAGACAAUGCUUCCACCUGCGACGGCCCCGCGCCAGCCAGCAGCCCGACUGGCGACUGCUGGAAGCCAUGGCUGCAGAAGAGGCCGCCGGUCAGCCUCGCACGGCGCUUCAGACACUGCAUUUCCACCUGGCAGCGAGCAUCAGCGCCGAGUCAGACAUUCCGCUGGUGCCCAGCAUGGGGACCUCGGAGACGGGCUCGUCGCUCAACUUCAUGGUGCACUGGCUGAACAACAAGGAGAUGACAUAUACAGACGCGAUGGAGCGACUGGCGGCCGAGAUGGAUCGGCUGGAGCAGCAGCAGCACGAGGCGGCCGAUAGAGACCACUCUCCGUCGGGUGACGGCUCCGACGACGGCGUCACCCAGUCAUCGCCCAACCUGUCUGCUGUGUCGUCAUCCAACACCCUGGAGGCGGUGGCGGCCGGCUGCGUGGGCUCCGACGAGCUCGAGGGGCGGCUGGCGGCCCUGCUGCGCGACUGGGAGCAGGGCUCCGAUCUGCUCUUCUCCAUACACCCAGUCGAUGGCAGCUUCCUCGUCUGGACGAUCGACUACCUGGACGAGCACCACCCGUCGUUCCGGCAGGCGCAGGUCUCCUUCUCCUCCCGAAUUCCUCAGGCCUUCCCUCUGGGAGACGCCAUGACCAUGUCCACCAAACUCUGUCUCUUCGCUCCGACCAUAAUCCAACCCGAGGCCGGUGAGGCUCCUGCCUGCCCGGUGCCGCUGCCGCCGGCUCCCUUCCCGAGCAUGGCCAUGGUCAGCAAGCACGACAACGGAUCUCUCAACCUGUGGUGCAUCACGUUCAGUGAGGAGUCCAAGUUCAAGACGGUGCUGAAUGUGGCCCACGAGCGGCGUGUGUGCGGACACAGGUUCCGGGUGAAUGAUAUCACUUGUCACCCGGUGCUGCCGCUGAUGUUGAGUACGUCACAUCACAACCCGCAGCCGCGCGCCGGGCAGGCCACCGAGCGGCCGGCCAGUCAGACGUACACCAGCGAGCUGAUCCUGUGGCGCGUGGACCCCAUCGGACCACUCUCCCGCACCUCUGGCGGGGUGACAGAGCUGACCCGUGUCAACGUGCCGGAGAUGUCGGCCUUCUCUCACGUGGCCUGGGUGCCCACCCUGCUGCCCAGCACCACCCUGGGUCCGAUCUGCAACUCGCCGUCGACGUGUUUCGUGGCCUCGGACGGGCGAAACCUGAACCUCUACCAGGCGGUCAUCGACGCCAGGAGUCUGCUGGCAGAGAUCAACAACGCCAAGCGGAAGAUGAAGCGCAUGGGUUCGGGUAUGAGCGACUCGUCGGACAACUCGUCGAUCCCGGCGCAGCUGAAGCAGACUGGUCUGUCGGACGCCUUCCGACUGGUCUCUCAACAGUCGGCCUCCCGGCCCGGCUGCGUCAUCCACCUCAACACCAUACCGGACGUCACACAUGACUGGGAGCACACGCAGUUCCUGCACGUGUACCAGGAGCAGCUGAUCGUGGGCCGGGCCAGCGGCGCGCCGACCAGCCGCUCCUCGGGAUGGUAUCCGGCCGACCCGAGCUUCUCCGCUAUCGUCGACCUCCAUCAGACGGAGAGCUUCUCCGAGCCGUUCUACAUUGUGGUCAUCGAGCGCGACACGCUGGGCACGAUGAUUCACAUGUGGCGAGUGGUGCUGUCCUCCCAGCCGCUGCAGGGAGAGAACGGCCAGACCGACUCGCCCGGUGAUCACCCCAGCCCCGUGCUCAAGCCCGUCUCCAUCUCAACAGUCAAGGUGUGCACCCAGCGUCUGCCCCUGCCGGAGGGCGUGGAGGUGACGUGUGCCACGCCGGCGGCCGGCCACCUCAGCUCAGCCUCCAUCUACCCGGCCUGCUUUGCCACCUACCACGUGGUGACCGCCUGCUCCGACAACACCGUCAGGUUCUGGAAGUGCCGCGUCUCGGAGAGCGGUGGCUCGGCCGACGGCGCCGCGUCCAAGACGUACCAGUGGUGUGAGUGGGAGAUGACCAACUCGACCAGUCGCAGCUCGGCACUCAAACUUCCCGGAGUGCCCCUCACGGUCAGUGUGGCGUAUAGCGCCCGCGUCUCUUGCGCCUACAAGAUCGGACGCUCCUUCACCAGGAAGGAGCAGGAGCGAGGCGCGCGCUUCAUCAACCUCGGCGUGGUCAUCUACGAGUGCGAGUCCAGCGGAGGUUCUGAGUGGGUGAAGGAGGACACGAUCAUGCUGCACAACGUGCCGCUGCCAAGACUGUACACUCCCGGGGACGCCGACACCUCUCUACUGGAGGCCGGAGGACACCGUUACGUGCUGUCGGGAGUGGGGACGCAGCCCGGUGGAGAGGGAGAUGAGGACAAAGCACUGGGCAUGCGCACGGCGCCCAGCUUCAUCAACGACAACACGGUCAAGUCUGCGAUCGCCGAGGAGGGCAACAUCCUGAUGAGCGUGGCGCACAAGCACCUGGUGCGCAUCGACUGGGUCUCCUCGGAGGACGGCUCUCACAUGCUCACACUCGGCGUCGGCAGCAAGAUUCUGAUGUUCUCGCGCGUGUCGAGCGACAUCACGGUGGCCAAUAUGAAGGCGAUGAAGGAGAACCAGCAGACGGCGAGGCCCAUCCUGCAGAAGGCCUCCUCGAUUGCGCUCAGCUCCUUCACCCCCGACCAGAUCAGGUGGAUGAAGAUCCGCCAGGUGAAGCUGGAGUCGGCCGACGGCCUGCCGCCGAUCCCGAUGCAGAUGAGCUGGGUGCGCGACGGCGUGCUCAUCGUCGGCAUGGACAACGAGAUGCACGUCUACAGCCAGUGGAAAAUGCCGCCGCUGAGCCUGUCCCGCCGCAGCACGACCGACCUACAGCCGCUCACGGACGACUUCGUGGCAUCACGAAACCUCACCGACCAGCAGCUCUUCACAUACGCGUCGGACUCGAUGAAGAAGCGCAUCAUGUCCGUGUCUUCCCUGGCCAACAUGGACCUGCUGAAGGGCCGGGCGGCCGAGUCGGCACGCGGUGCCACUCAGGACUACAUGCCCAACUACGGUCUGUUCGUGGCCAGUCGAAUCGCAUUCCCCGUGCUCCCGCAGUACCAUCCCAAACAGCUGAUGGAGCUCCUCAACUGUGGCAAGGUGAAGCGCGUCAAGGCGAUCCUGGCGCACAUUGUGCGUUACGUACGCAGCCUGUCGCGUCAGUCGCGGCUGGAAUCGUCUACAGCUGAUCCCGAUCUGGAUGAUCCGGAUAUUGUGGAGAAGCUGGCCCGGAGUCGCGGAAUGUCCGUCUCGCUGCAGCCAGGGAGUCCUCUGGAGCGUCAGCAGACGGAGGACAUCCGACCCGACUACGAGGAGAUUGACUCGGUGCCGCCGCUGCCGCUCUGGAUGCUGCUCGCCGCCGACCGCGACCGGGGCCUGUCGGCACCGGCGGCUUUAGAGGAGGAGAGCUACGACGACCUCUUCAAAGUGGACGACGGGGAGGCCACACUGGAGGACAUCAUCGGAGCCAACAAGAAGAGGCGCAAGUCCACCGCGGGCCCCCCGGAGGGACUGAGCUUCUUUGGACCGCGCGAGUCCCGGAUGCUGACGCAGCUGCUGACCCACUGCCACCUGCCGGACCUCACCUCCAUCGACCAGCUCUAUCUGAUAGCGCUGGCCGACACGGUCGCCUCCGUGGACGCUGAUCUGGCCGACUGCUUCGACGAGUCUUCGGAUGAUGCAGCAGAGGCGCAGAAGAGCCAGGGACCCACACUCGACUCUGUGGACGACUCCGGCCUGCGUUUCGUGCUGGCCAUGCGGAACUUCACCUACCUGUCCAAGUGUCUCCCGCCGAAGGAGAAGGCCGAGCUCAACUCGCAGGGCCUGACCUCGUCGUACGUGGUAUGGGGCUUCCACUCGGAGUCACAGGAGGAGCUGGUACAGCUGGUGCCGUGCGUGGCGCGCGCGCAGCCCCAGUGGAGAGAGCUGCAGCAGCUCGGCGCUGGAUGGUGGAUCCGCAGCAACACGCUGCUCAAACGCAUCGUCGAACAGAUCGCCAAGACGGCCUACCAGAAGACCAAGGACCCAAUGGAUGCAGCCCUCUACUACUUCGCUAUGCGCAAACGGACCGUGAUCGCGGCACUGUACAAACAGAUGCGCGACGACCGGCGCUACAAGUUCUUCAGCAAGGACUUCACCACGCCUGACGGCCGUACCGCCGCCAAGAAGAACGCCUACCAGUGCUUGGGCAAGCAGAAGUUCGAGUCGGCGGCGGCUCUGUUCCUGCUGGCCGAUAGUCUACCCGACUGCGUGGAGGUGAUCCUGACGAAGCUGCACGACCUGCAGCUGGCCAUGUUGGUCUGUCGGCUGUACGACGGAGAGCUGGACAGCUGCCCGCCCAGCCUGCAGCAGCUGCUCAACAAGGAGAUUCUCGGUGUGGCCGAGGACGGGACGGUGGACCUGGCAGUGGCGCACCCCGACCCGUUCCUCCGCUCCAUGGCCUACUGGAUCAAAAAGGACUACUCGGCCAGCCUCAACACGCUGCUCAAGGUCAACGUGGGCACCUUGCACACGGCCUAUCAGGAGGAGGACGCGCAGACAUACUACGGCACGAGUCCGACCGUGUUCAACUUUUACGUGUACCUGCGCACCCACCCGCUGAUCGUGAAGCAGUACAAGGCGCAGGGCGCCCAGGACCGGCGCCGGGGACGGGGCCAGGACGCUGGAGACGAGGACAAACAGUUCUUCCACGUGGACGCCAUCACUCCGCUGGAGCGGCAGUUGUACUUUAGCACCGCGCAUGCGCAUUACCGCGCCGGCUGUCCGACCCUGGCGCUCGAAGUGCUCUCCAAGCUACCCAGCAAGGUGCUCGACAGCUGUCCGGAGGCCGAGAGCGCUGUGGCCAGCCCGGUCAAGUCGGCACCGCAGGACAAGAGGAUUGACACGGGCAUCAUUGACUGGUCUCAGCCAGAACCGCUCUCUGAGCCGGAGCCGGUCGAGUCCCUGCUGGCACCGGGCGGGGAUACGGCCGCCGCUCUCAUGGACGCGCCGCGCGUCCCGUCGCCGCUGCCGCAGUCACUCGGACAGGACUUUGACUGGUCGACGCCGGUCCGAUCGCGGCUGGCCCCCGAGCCCCUGGAGCUUAACUGGGACGAUGAUCGGGGCAGUGAUACCAGCACUGAUACUGGUGCAGAGACGCAGACACAGAUGACAUCCGGGCCGGGCCCUGCCGAGGCGGCUCGCUCCGGCGUCCUGGACAUCAUGGCGCAGCAGCUCAAGUUCAUCGGCUGCCUGCAGCUAAUGAUGGAGGAGCUCUCGAACCUGGCCUCAGGUCUGGGUGUGGACGGCGGCCAGCUGCGCUACCAGCUCUACCUGUGGCUGGAGAGGCAGGUGGACGCGCUCAUUGAUGUCUGCAACUACGACGGAGGCACCGUCGACGUGGCGGCGCUGCCGACGACCGCCGAUGAAGAGGACGCCACUCCGCCGCCCUGUUUCCCCGGUGACCGGCGGCCCACUCUGCACGACGUGCUGCUCACGGACAAGAUGGACUUCGAGGCCAAACUGCAGCGCGCCACGCGCAGGAAGACAUGGCUCAAAGCGAACCAGGCGCUGUUACGCACCUUGCUCAGUUACUGCAGUCUGCAAGGGGCAGCCGGUGGCGCUCUGGCCUCCGUUCGCAUGGAACUCAUCCUGCUGCUUCAGGAGUUACAGCAGGAGUCGAGCCGCCAGCAGCUGCUCAGUCCGCUGCCGUUCCCCACCAUGAUUCCGCUGCUGUCUGCCAGCGUGGCCAACAAUAAGACGGUGGUGAUGGACCCGGUGCGGCACCUACAGGCCAUCGCCCACGAUCUGCUUCAGGUGGUGGCACAUCAGACGGCGCCUCCGUCUCCAAACGUGGUAGAGGAGUCAGCGCUGGCCGUGCUGAAGAACACGGCGGUGGCGCUCUCAUCGUGCGUCUACCAGGCGCUCUGCGACUCUGACGCCUUCAAAGUCAAACAGAAAGACGGCCUGGUCGGUUACAGCGUGGACGGUAUCGUAGCGGUGAGCGCCAGCCACCUGACGGCCGGCCUGGGCGCGCGCUGCCGGCGCGCCAGCGCCGACCAGCCGCCUGCCGUCACCUCGCCUCCCGCCAAAUGGCCGGGCGUGACGUCACUGCGCGCGCUGCUCUCGCGCGAAAAGGACGACGACGGCCCGCAGCUGACGGUGCUACUGGCGGAGGUGUUUGCGGCGGUUUAUACCAGUCUGCUCAUCACGGCCAUCGCCUGCUCCGACGCCAGGCUGCUGUACCGGCUGGUCCGUCUGAAGGUGGACACCCGACUCUGGUCGGCCGUGUUUGGCGGCGGCGCCAGGAAACUGCUGAGGGUUGCUACUAACGUGGUCACACCGUCGACCCCGGCGCCGUCCGAACUGGCCUCAUCCCCCGGUGACACCAGCCUGCUAUCAUCACUCAACAAGCAGCGCGCCAAGCUCAACAUGAAGCUGCUGGGUCAGCUGGCCCCGGGCAGCGGACCGACCACGCCCGGCCUGACGCCGCCCACUCGUGACGAGCACCCCACCUACAGAGAGGUGUUUGUGCCGCCCGAGGCGUCCAUUGUGCAGCUCAUACUGGCGAAGCCGCCGCCGGACCCGGCCGGUGAGACCGAGGAGUCGACAUUCGACUACGACUCCGACACUGAGUCGCUGGCGGACGAUCAGUCGGAUAGAUAUGGGGAGGAGGAUGACGGACUGACAGAGGUGAACACGGAACACUCGGACCCCAACUCGUAUAGCUGGAAACUGAUGCGGUUCGCCUGUAUGAAACUCUGCAAACAGAAGAUCACACAGAUCCUCUCCGUGGCAGGCAUCGAGCAGCAGGAGCUGCCGGUUGCCUCGCCUCUGGUGCACACCAUCCUGCGCCUGAUGGACCGCUGGUCUGACGAACUGGAGGCCGAGGUCAACUCGAGUCGCCAGCCGGCCGAGUACAUCCCCAACCUGAACGUGGACGAGUCGGCGCGCGGCCCGCCCAUCGUCAAAUACCGGGCCAUGCUGCAGCCGUUCAACACGCCGUUCGAUCAAGACGCUCCCGGUGUCGGUGCCGUGAAGCGACUCUGGCUGGUACUGGCCCGCCACGAAGCCGUUCAGGACACCUUCAUCCGAGUUCUGUUCUCGCGGCGUGCUGCGCUAGGACCCAGCAUCGGCUCGGGAGCUGACAGCGACCAUGAGGUCACCACCGACCCCAUCAAGAUCAUACACAAGGAGCAGGAUGCCAUCACGGCGUUCUGCAUCAACCAGGCCAACCCGAACAUGAUGGUGAUGGCGACGCAGAAGGAGCUGCAGGAGCUGGACGUGGCACUGCUGGUCAGCGGCCCCACCUGGCUCGAGUCGGAGACCGACUACGACUCGCUAAACCCCAACAGGGACCCGGACAGUAUGCCUUCCUCCAACUACCUGGUGGUGCAGCUGCCGAGCGAGGCAGGCUCGGCUGGCCUGCCCGGCCCGGGUCCGGGCGGCUCCGGCUACUCCGGGCCCGGAUCGGCGGCCAGCAGUCUCGUACCCAGUCCGACCUACUCGCAGACUGGUCGCGCGCCGGCAAUGGGAGGUCGAGUCGGCCGGACACAGCUGAAAGGAUUGCACUUUCCGGGUGCUCAGAACGCCCACUUCUGUCGGGUGGUGCUCAAACGCAGCCGCCACCUGCUGCAGCCGAUGCUGCGCCACAAAGUGGAGGGCGUGCGCAGGCUGUGCGCCCACCCCACCAUGUCUGUCUAUAUCACCGGCGCGCACGACGGCUCUGUGACGGUCCGUGAAUGGGGAGCCGAGAACCCGGUGGCCGUCCCCCGUCCCAGCGGCACGUACGCCAAGGUGAACCGGGUGAGGUUCAACACACAGGGCAACAAGUUCGGAGUGGCUGACAACGACGGCAAUCUCAGCCUGUGGCAGAUGACGCCGUCGGCACACAACGGACGACCGUUCUACGCGAUGGAGUGCCACAGCAAGGUGUGCAGCGACUUUGUGUUCGUUGGCUCGUCCUCUCUGCUGGCCACGGCCGGUCUCAGCGCUGACAACAAGAAUGUCUGCUUGUGGGACACGCUGCUGCCAAAGCGGAAGGCGCAGGUGGCCGGCUUCUGCUGUCAUGAGUCUGGAGCGUCGGCGCUGCUGUACUCCUCACAGCACCAGUUGCUGAUAUCGGGCGGUAAGCGCGGCAAUGUGUGCAUCUUCGACGUGCGCCGUCGCCAGGUGCGCCACCGUUUCUCUGCGCACGAGGCGGCCAUCAAGUGUAUGGCUCUGGACCCGGCCGAGGAAUACUUUGUCACCGGCAGCGACGAGGGAGACAUCAAGGUGUGGGGUCUGACGGUACGGGACGCGUUCUUCUCGUUCCCUGCCGAGCACGCGCGCGGCGGCUUCUUCAAGAACGCCGGCCACGGCGUGACUCAGCUUCAUAUUGACGACGAGCACCGCCUGUAUUCAUGCGGCGCUGACGGCUCUAUGAAGCUGCGCGCCGUGCCCCACCACCGGGAUACAGUGGUGCAGUCCGUCUACUGAGACAGGUAGAGUCCUGCGGGAGGAGAGUAGAGGGCGUCUACUGAGCUGGGUAGAAUCCUACGGAGGAGAGUAGAGGGCGUCUACUGAGCGAGGUAGAAUCCUGAGAAGGAGGGGACAGUGUACUGAGAUUAGUCUGUCUACCGAUCAGGCAUCUGAGGAGGUGGAGGGAACGGUCUGUCUACUGAGAACGGUAGAGUCCUGAGGAGGAGACUAUGGGGUGUCUACUGAGGAGAGUCGUCUCAUAAAGAGACUACAGUCUUCUUAGGAGAGUAACAACCUGCUGAGGAGACUGCAGUCUAUUGGGAAGACUGGAGUUUGCUGAGGAAGCCACAGUUCGUCAACUCAUGAGGCUGCUGUUCUUCUGAGCAGACUAUUGUCCCUUCGCUGCGGAGACUACAAUCUGUCUACUGAGCUAGGAAAUGGCAUUCCCUCUACUGAAGUGGUUGAGAGACGGUCAGGAUGAAAUCAGGUGUUGCAAUGGAUAAACAGGUUGAAGAAAAUAGUGGCAAGUGAAAAGAAGUGAUCAUUGUAGGCAUGCUUGUGAUGGACCGAAAAUUAGAGACUUUUUGAUAGCUUGUAAUUUGUAUUGACUUCUGGCAGUGGAAGAAGUAGUGUAAUUACACCACCCAAAUAGCGAGCUACCUGCUUCAGCAAAUUCAAUUUUCUGGCUGACUGGAGACAAUUUUUAUUGGCACUCGCUGUGCAAUCAUGCAUGAGGCCGCUCCGCCUUUCGAAACCUCUCACCAGUCCCUGUUCGACCGCGAGCCAUAAGCCACAGACAAGGCCAGUUCCGCCCGCCGGCUGCACCACCAGUAACGCUACAUUCCAGACAGGGUUGAGACUGUCGCACUGCGUACUGUGCGUACGUGUGCGUAUGUGUUUGUGUGUGUGCGUGCUGAGGUUGUGUGCGUGAGUGCUCGUGAGGUGAAUUGAUCCUGUAUUUGCUUAGAUUGGAGCCAGGGCCAUAGUAAAGACGGAGUUCGUCGUGUCAUGUGCAAUUUUUAGCAAAGCGGGAGAUAUAUUGUCACACUAGGCUGUUUAUUGUGUAGCGAAAAAGCGCAGCUGUAUUGCCAAGGGUAUAUCCUUACAAGUAGGUAUGUCGAAAAGCUCCAGGACUGGAAGUGGCAUUAUUUACCGCUGAUCAUUCAAUUUACCCAUUAAUUUUCCCAAUGCCAUAUGUAUCUCGGUAUUGUCCCGUCUUAACUUGAAAAUAUUGUCUCGUAUAAGUUCGUUUCGCGGUAACUGCGACAGAAUGUCCCCGCGUGUCGCGGUUACUGUCGCGGCGACACAGCGACAGGCCUCGCGUGUCGCCACAACCACAGCUGAGCUAUUAUUCACGAGCUAUCGGGAUCGGGCCCGCCCGGCUGAACAGCGUGAUUGCGUUGACCGUACUGUUUUCCUAAGGGCUAGGUCAGCCGCUCGAUACCAGCCGCGUGUUUCCCCACACGAAUCAGAGGGAUACAGGGCACCUCGCGUGCCGUCUGAGUUUUAGAGUCGACGGUUUUCGGCCACGUCGCUACCGGUCCCGUCUGCCGUUCGAUUCGGAUGAAGCUGCGAAGAUAUUGUCGAUGUUUAUAUAUUCCUACGCCAUUGUUUAUUCCUAUGUUAUUAUAUCGCGCAAUGUGAAUGAUUUUGUACAGGAAGGUAGGAAGAAUUCACGAUUUUAUGGUUGUGUUCCGUAACCAGCGAUGGUACUGCACUGAACGGCUCCCAAUAUGUAUACUAGCUGGAUGUUCAGUGUUAUUCGUACCACCGUCAUUGUAUCUCGUAUAUCUACCCUCUAGACUUGAUAGCUGUGUGAACUGAGCGAUAACACUGGCUGUAGUGAUGAAAUGUGUGCAUGUAAGUAGUGUGUUGUGUGAUCUAUUAUUCCCCAAUAAACGUCUGUCGAUUC